Messenger RNA from Bipolaris oryzae ATCC 44560, 936 nucleotides. RefSeq lists its product as uncharacterized. Gene Ontology annotation, biological process: intracellular protein transport; retrograde transport, endosome to Golgi. Gene Ontology annotation, cellular component: retromer complex; endosome. The coding region runs from base 1 to 936 and encodes 311 amino acids. Lineage: Eukaryota; Fungi; Ascomycota; Dothideomycetes; Pleosporales; Pleosporaceae. The transcript has 4 exons. The record is from RefSeq and is a predicted model, not a curated record.
AUGUCCUACUUCUUCUCCACCCCGGUCGACAUCGACAUUGUCCUCGAGGACCUCGACGACCGCUCUGCCGUCGACGUCAAGCUCGACAAGAACCGCAAGGAGAAAGUCCCCCUCUACCUCGAUGGCGAGUCGGUCAAGGGCCAGGUCACCGUCCGCCCCAAAGAUGGCAAGCGCCUUGAGCACACAGGCAUCAAGGUCCAGUUCAUUGGCACCAUUGAAAUGUUCUUCGACCGCGGAAACCACUACGAGUUCCUAUCCCUCGGCCAGGAGCUAGCCGCUCCCGGCGAGCUGCAGCACCCCCAGACCUUUGACUUCAACUUCAAGAACGUCGAGAAGCAGUACGAGUCGUACAAUGGCAUCAAUGUCAAGCUGCGCUACUUUGUCCGCGUCACCGUCUCCCGCAGAAUGGCCGACGUGGUCCGCGAAAAGGAUCUCUGGGUCUACUCGUACCGCAUCCCCCCAGAGACAAACAGCUCCAUCAAGAUGGACGUUGGCAUCGAGGACUGCUUGCACAUUGAGUUUGAGUACUCAAAGUCCAAAUACCAUCUCAAGGACGUCAUUGUAGGCAGGAUAUACUUCCUCCUUGUCCGGUUAAAGAUCAAGCACAUGGAGCUGUCCAUUAUCCGAAGGGAAACAACGGGUGCGCCCCCGAACCAGUACAACGAAAGCGAGACCCUGGUCCGCUUCGAAAUCAUGGAUGGUUCGCCCUCGCGAGGUGAAACAAUUCCAAUCAGAUUGUUCCUUGGCGGCUUCGACCUGACUCCCACCUUCCGUGAAGUCAACAAGAAGUACUCGACCAGAUAUUAUCUCAGUCUCGUACUUAUUGACGAAGAUGCGCGACGAUACUUUAAGCAGUCCGAGAUCGUACUCUUCCGACAAGCACCCGAGGGUCUCACAUUGGCGCAGGAACAGAACAAGUUGAUGGCGGUAUCAUGA